Molecule: messenger RNA, 1245 nt
Organism: Geodia barretti
Lineage: Eukaryota; Metazoa; Porifera; Demospongiae; Tetractinellida; Geodiidae
Source: the annotation of a GenBank genome assembly
GGGUUAACGCAUGCGCGAACACGUCAUUGAUCUUACGUGGAUUCUCGUCUUUUGCGAGGUUUCGCUUGUUUCUCAAACCUUGAGAGGCUCGGACAUAGCGCCACAACCUCAGCGCAACUCCAAUUGAAGCGCACCUUCGGUCAUGGCGAGCGGUGUGGUGUCGGAGCAGUACAGGGUGGACACGGGCCACGAGGACAUGAUACACGAUGCCCAGAUGGACUACUACGGUAAGAGACUGGCGACGUGCUCCUCCGACAGAACGAUAAAGAUCUUCGAAGUGGUUGAGAACACGCAGAACCUGGUGGCCACACUUACAGGCCACGAAGGUCCGGCGUGGCAGGUGGACUGGGCCCACCCAAAGUUUGGCAGCAUCCUCGCCUCCUGCUCCUAUGACAGAAAGGUCAUCAUCUGGAAGGAAGUGAACGGUACAUGGAACAAAAUCUACGAAUUCGGCGAGCACAAAUCAUCCGUUAACAGUGUACAGUGGGCACCCCACGAGUGGGGGCUGAUGCUGGCCUGCGCCUCUUCUGACGACUCGUUUUCUAUCGUCUACUACAGUGAAGGCUCCUGGAAGUACAAGAGGAUAGAAAAUGCACACAAUAUGGGCUGUAAUUCGGUCAGUUGGUCUCCUGCAGUCAACCCAGGGUCACUAGUAGAGGGUGGAGCGAGGUCACCGGUGACUGCUGUGAAACGACUGGUCACUGGCGGAGGAGACAUGCUACUCAAGAUAUGGAUGGAGGAGAACGGGGAGUGGGUGAUGGAGGAGAAGCUGGAGGGUCACAGCGACUGGGUGAGAGAUGUCGCCUGGUGCCCCGGCAUCGGUCUCCCCAUCAGUAGAAUAGCCUCCUGCUCUCAGGAUUGUAAGGUGAUGAUCUGGACCAAGGACGAGACUGUGGGAGGAAAAUGGAACUCUGUGGUGCUGAAGACAUUCAGUGAUGUCGUGUGGCAUGGCAGCUGGUCCAUCACUGGUGAUAUACUAGCCGUCUCUGGAGCUGACAACAAGGUGACGCUGUGGAAGGAGAGCAUGGAGGGAGCGUGGGUGUGUGUGAGUGAGGUGGACAAGGGGCAAGAAGGAGGUACACAACAGCCACAGAUCUCCUAAUGACAAUCUCCCCUUCAUUAGGGUCUAUUAUUAUCGCUCCCUCUUUUACUUGUAUAAUAUUAUUAUUAUUUCACGUUGUUUUCCUAUUGAAAAAUCAAUUCAUCAUUCAAGAAUGCUUAACAGUGGCAUGAAUUUACGUUCUU